Messenger RNA from Carya illinoinensis, 1757 nucleotides. Its product is annotated as zinc transporter 4, chloroplastic-like. Bases 222 to 1481 code for a protein of 419 amino acids. The record is from RefSeq and is a predicted model, not a curated record. Gene Ontology annotation, cellular component: plasma membrane. The transcript has 4 exons. NCBI's taxonomy places the organism in Eukaryota, Viridiplantae, Streptophyta, Magnoliopsida, Fagales, Juglandaceae. Gene Ontology annotation, biological process: zinc ion transmembrane transport. Gene Ontology annotation, molecular function: zinc ion transmembrane transporter activity.
AUAUGUCGACACUCAGAGUCAAUACCCCCAAAAGCCUACCUCUCUCUUUCUCCAUUAUAACUCCAUCUACAUUCCGUGUGCAGAAACGAUUCUUCUCCACCAAUCCGCGGAGACAAUUCGUCUCCCAACUCUUUUUUUGUUCCGUUUUUAUAUUCCCAGAAUUCAUCCUAUAUAGGAGUGUUUUUCUCCAACACCCUGUCCCAAAUCUCUAGCCUCUUCCCAUGUUAUUCAUUGAGAAUCUCUGGGCGUUGCUUUGCCUUGAAGGUUUCGGAACAAAAGCUCGGAUUUUCUCAGAUUCAAUCUUCCAGACAAUAUUGGAGCCCAUGGCCAAUACGAGCUGUGGAGGAACCGAGUUAGAGACCUGCCGAGACGAAACAGAGGCGCUUGUCCUGAAAUUCAUUGCCAUCGCGUCGAUCCUCAUGGCCGGAGUCAUAGGAAUUGCGAUCCCACUCGUCGGAAAGAACAGCCGCUUUCUCCGCACCGACAGCAACCUUUUCGUUACCGCCAAGGCCUUCGCCGCCGGCGUCAUUCUUGCCACAGGGUUUGUCCACAUGCUUACGGGUGGAUCAAAGGCCCUUUCCGACUCGUGCCUGCCCGAGUAUCCGUGGUCCAAGUUCCCGUUCGCUGGGUUCUUCGCCAUGACAGCCUCGCUCCUCACUCUCCUCGUCGACUUCGUUGGAACCCAGUAUUACGAGCGGAAACAGGGACUGGUACGGGCAACUGAGGAGAUAGUCCGGGUCGGUUCCGCCGACGCGGGACUAGAAUCGGGUAUUUCGCCUGCGGGGGAGGGUAAGGAUUAUAAUGGGAAAGUAUUUGGGGAAGAGGAAGGCGGUGGGAUGCACAUUGUUGGGAUGCAUGCGCACGCGGCACACCACAGACAUAGUCACCCCAAUGGCCAGGAUGCUUGCGACGGGUACCGGAGGGAUAGCUCUCACGGACACGGCCACCAGCACGGCCAUUCUCACGGGUUUGAAGAUGCUGAUGGGGAAGAAGAUGGUGGCGUUCGCCACGUUGUCGUUUCCCAGAUUUUAGAACUUGGGAUCGUAUCACAUUCGGUUAUAAUCGGACUCUCACUAGGAGUUUCCCAGAGCCCCUGCACAAUCAGACCCUUGAUUGCAGCAUUAUCCUUCCAUCAAUUCUUCGAAGGAUUUGCGCUUGGAGGCUGUAUCUCCCAAGCCCAGUUCAAAAAUCUAUCAGUAACACUGAUGGCUUGCUUCUUCGCCAUAACGACUCCGGCUGGUAUCGGCGUCGGGAUUGCCAUUGCUUCAGUCUACAACGCGAACAGUGCAGGUGCCCUGGUUACCGAAGGCAUUUUGGAUUCCAUGUCUGCUGGAAUUUUGGUAUAUAUGGCUUUAGUGGAUCUGAUUGCUGCUGAUUUUCUGAGCAAGAGGAUGAGCUGCAACUUUAGAUUGCAAGUAGUGUCUUAUUUUAUGCUCUUCCUUGGGGCUGGAUUGAUGUCUUUACUGGCAAUCUGGGCCUGAAUUGUAAAUGAAACUGUUCAAGCUUCCAGCUUUUUUUUUGCCUUUUUGCUUUGGUCCCUUUCGAGGGAGAGAGGGAAGGUGGAAAACAACAGAAUGAAAUGUGUUGUUGGGAAAUAAAGGAUGCAGCAUUUCUUACUCAAAGGUCGAACAUGCACAGUUGUCAAGUGCAUGUUUGGCAAGGAGUGCAAUUCAUCUACAGUAGAGGAGUCUAUGUUUGGCAAGACUGAAAUUCGUCCGAGAAAAUCUAUUUAUAAGUCUUAUUGUUUACGCAUCCAA